Molecule: messenger RNA, 1309 nt
Organism: Mobula hypostoma (lesser devil ray)
Lineage: Eukaryota; Metazoa; Chordata; Chondrichthyes; Myliobatiformes; Myliobatidae
Gene: eif1ad
Product: eukaryotic translation initiation factor 1A domain containing
Exons: 6
Coding region: 248-772 (174 amino acids)
Biological process (GO): translational initiation
Cellular component (GO): nucleus
Molecular function (GO): RNA binding; translation initiation factor activity
Source: RefSeq, a predicted model, not a curated record
UUCUUUUCCUCCAUCCACUCCUCCUGCCCCGCUCCCUCUCUCACCCUUCCCGAUAAUUACUCGGGUCUGAGGUAGAAAACCGCAGCCCCCUUCCCCUCUUCCCUGCCCCGAAAGGGUUUAGAAGUGGAGGCGGAGGUAGGUGGGAAGACGAUUGAGGACGGACCGGAAGCGCUGCUGAAGGAACAUGGCGGAAGGGGGCAGCCACAGGUUCGUCCACGCUCUGAGCUGAGCUCAGCCGGCGCCCGAGAUGUCGCAGGCCACCAAGAGGAAGCACGUGGUGAAGGAGGUGUUGGGCGAUUACCCGCCCCCCUCGGAGAAGCAGCAGAUCGUGCGGGUGGUGGGAACGCCGGGGAACAACCUGCACGAGGUGGAGACGGCACGGGGAGAGCGCUUCCUCGCCAGCAUGCCCACCAAGUUCCGCAAGAACAUCUGGAUCAAGCGAGGCGACUUCCUGAUCGUCGACCCGAUCGAGGAGGGGGAGAAGGUGAAGGCGGAGAUCGCCUCCAUCCUGUACAAGGAACACAUCAAAGAGCUGCAGCAGCAAGGAGCCUGGCCUGCCAGCUUCUCAGAACCAGCGAGCCACGAAAGCACCCAGAGAGAGCUCAGCACUCGGGGAUCGGAGGAGGAGACGGAGGGCAAGUCAGAGGACGACGACGACGACUCUGAAGACGACGGGGACCUGUUUGUGAACACGAACCGCAGGAACUACGAGUACUGGGAGAGCGAAGAGGACAGCGAGGGGGAAGAGGAGAGCGAGGGGGAGAAGGUGUGAGUGGGUGGUGCCUGAUUGUGGGGUGUGGGGGGGGGCAGAUGUUUUUGCAUGAAGCUCGAGCUCCAGUUGAGACGACCAAGGAUGGUUCUUCCCAAAUGAGCGCCCUUCACACCUUCCCUUCAGCUGGGACGUACCAUCAGGGUCCAAUGCUACACAGGGCAGAGAGCUGGCAUGACCACAGUGCACUCCCCUGGCCGCGGGUAAAUUAUUUCCUAGCCCACCCUAUCUAUUGAAUCCUGUAACAUUGUGGGGGCGGGGGGAGAGGAGACAGGAUUUAGACUGACUGGCUUUAACUCUUGAGCAGGGGGGCCUGCUGAGGAACGAGGGACUGGAACACGCGUUCCUCACCCCAACUGACAAUGGGUAUCGGUCAUCUUUUUCGCCUCAGCUCCCACCAGCCAAGAAGAAAAUCAGCCGGCAGAUAAUUUUGCUGAUCUAAUGUAUUCUCUACCACACCGCCCCACGGUGAUGGGGGAGAAAAUGUUUUGUUUUUGUAUAAAAAAAUAAAAAGUUACAGAGACGAGUAGUGUCCCGUGU